Messenger RNA from Hevea brasiliensis (rubber tree), 700 nucleotides. RefSeq lists its product as uncharacterized. NCBI's taxonomy places the organism in Eukaryota, Viridiplantae, Streptophyta, Magnoliopsida, Malpighiales, Euphorbiaceae. The transcript has 2 exons. The record is from RefSeq and is a predicted model, not a curated record. Bases 79 to 318 code for a protein of 79 amino acids.
CAAUCUUGAAGAGCCUAAACAAAUCAACAACCAACACUUCUACUACUGCUCAGAUCACAAACCCAGAAGGCUUGAGAUAUGGCAAAGGUUCCAUGCAAGAAUAUUCUUCUUGUAGCCUUUUUCCUGCUUUGCUUUGUAUCCAUUGGUGCAAGAGCAAGGACUUUGCAAGUGGCAAAAAACAUUAAUGAAGUAGAGAAGAUCAAGGACCAUCAAGAUAAUUCCUUCACAUCCAAAGGAAAUGGGGUACACCCAGAUGCUGAUGAACAACUGGGGAUGGACUAUACUGGCCCAAGCAAGAAACCUCCAAUUCAUAAUUAAAAUGGGAAAUUAAAUUUUGUCAUGCAACUACAAGAUUUUACUCUUUUCUUAUAUAUAUAUAUAUAUCUAAUCAUGAUUUUGAGCUUUCAUCCUUAGGUAUCUACAUCUAGGAUAUUAAAAAAUAUUAAUAACUAUAUAUAUAUAUAUAUAUAUAUAUAUAUAUAUAUAUAUAUAUAUAGAAGUGUAAACUUGCAGAACAAUGGUGGAUAUUGCACUAGGCUUUAGUCUUUGCGGACUCUUUCUGUGAAUUAAUUAGAGCAUAUCAGGGCUUUUAAGAACUGACUGCAAUGUGCAAUAUAUGGCUAGCUAGCUUUACAGGUAUAUUGGCUUGUAAUACCUUUAAUUAGUUACAGAAUACAAAAGUACACUUAUGUUUUUGGUA